CAAAUAAAAAAAACCCCGCCCCUCUCUCUCAGAACUAGCAGCAUAGCUUCAGUAUUACUCUGCGAAAACAAGAAGAAAAGCAGUCAAAAUGUCGGAUAAAUCUUCAACAAAAGGAACCGUGACCUCAUUGGCGUCGAUAUUUCCGGUCGACGAAGCACAAAAGGCGGCGAAAAGAGUAGAAGAAGCUAUUUCCGAUAAGCAAAAUGAACUCAAAAAUAUUAAUCAAUUCGUUUCCGAUAACACCAAUUUAAUUAACCUAAUAUCUUCCCUUCCUGAUGAACUCCACCACGAUGUUAUGGUUCCUUUUGGUAAAGCUGCUUUUUUCCCUGGAAAAUUGAUACACACUAAUGAGCUAAUGGUUCUUUUAGGAGAAGGUUAUUAUGCCGAGAGAACAGCAAAGCAAACUGUGGAGAUUUUGAAAAGGAGAGCAAAGGUUUUGGAUUCUCAAGUUGAAUCUCUUAAGGCUAAUAUAAAGGAUCUUAGAGCCGAGGCUUCGUUUUUUGAUUCUACUGCUUCUGAGGCUGCAGAGGGUCUUGUAGAGAUAAGGGAAGAUUAUGUGGAGGAAAGUUGUAGCGAAGGACAAUCUAUAUCAGAGGCGGGUGAGAAUAAAGCUGGAGUUGAAGAUAAUGAGUAUGCUCACAUUAUGUCCAGAUUAGAUGAACUUGAGAAAGAAGAACUUGAGGCUGAAGGCAGAGAUGAAAGUGAAGAAGAUGAAAACACUGAUAGCAUAGAAAGUGAUUAUGAGAGUGAUGAAAAUGAGCAAACCGAUACAGCUGAAAUUGAUAAUGAGAGCGACAAAGACGAUGAUGAGCAAACUGAUACAGCUAAAAGGGACAGGUACAUUCAUGAAUAUACUGAAAAUAAAGCGAACUCUAAUAGCUUUUCAUCUCAGGCUCAUUCAGCAGAGGUAAGAAAAUCCCAGAAACAGCCAACGCUUGCAAAUGCAAGUAUAGAAGCAUUAUCAGAUAAGUAUCUCCACCAACUAGAUAUUGCUGAUCAACCAAAUUGCACAGGUUUAAUGGUGCAGCCUCAACACAGAGAUGAUAUGACAAAUAGCAAACAUUCGACACAUUUGAAGAAGUCUCUUCCUGCUAAGGCUAUGCAGCUUCCCACUGUGAAGGAAGAAACUGAAACAGUAUCUUCGUCAAAACAUGAGCCUAAAGUAACAACCUUCGACAGUUCCAAGGCAUUUACGGGCUCUAUUGUGGAACGCACUCGCAACCUGCCAACUUCACCGGAUCAAACUACAACUUCCUCGCAGUCAUCCAACUUGCAACCUACAAAACCAGUUUCAAGAUUCAAAAUGCAGAGAAGAUAGCACACCAAUGUUCUUAAAGUACAUGUAAAUGGAGGCAAAACAGAAGUCAGGGGUGUCUUUGUAUUUUGAGACAUCCGGCCAUUGUCUUUGCUUUAUUCCAAUCAUAGGAAGAUUCUUGACUUGAAUGCAAGUGUUACCAGGAAUUUCAAGGGCAUGUAACGAAAAGUCACGAGUCUCGAAGGUGUGCAAUAAGUUUUUUCAUUUUGGUUCGGAA
Messenger RNA from Mercurialis annua (annual mercury), 1532 nucleotides. RefSeq lists its product as uncharacterized. The record is from RefSeq and is a predicted model, not a curated record. Gene Ontology annotation, molecular function: chromatin binding; phosphatase inhibitor activity; transcription corepressor activity. Gene Ontology annotation, biological process: negative regulation of transcription by RNA polymerase II; negative regulation of phosphatase activity. The transcript has 11 exons. NCBI's taxonomy places the organism in Eukaryota, Viridiplantae, Streptophyta, Magnoliopsida, Malpighiales, Euphorbiaceae. Bases 89 to 1318 code for a protein of 409 amino acids.